AUGCUCUGCCCCACGUACGUACCAACACUGCAAGUAGUUGUUCCAAUCUGGUCUCUCUCUUCAAGGCUCUCUCACUACGCAUUGCCCUCUCUCCCCCACUCUCCUCACUCCAUUUCCAAGUGCUACUUAAUAUCGCUCCAUCUUCUUUCAUCCUCGUCUCUCCUCCACUCCCUUCACUUCACCACCCAUCCUGUCUUCCCUUCCUUGCCCUCACCUCACCAUGCUGCAGCCAUGUGGAGUCGAGCCUCUGCUGCACAGAACCAUGAACCACGUCAGAUUGGCGAUGCAGGGUGUGAAUGGGGCUGUUGGGGCUGUCAUGGCGACUAUGGCUGGAGCACACGAGAUGAAAGAGACGAUGAGGGAGAUGAGACACAGGCGGAGGAGCGGGAGAGGGAGCUUGCAGCAAGAUUGGCCAGAUUGAAGGAGGAGUUUGCAGCAGUCAAAGGGGAGUUGGGUGAGCACAAGCAAUUGACUAGAUUACAGUUGGAGGAGGCUGAGAGGAAGCGAGUUGCGGAGAUGAGGGAGAAGGUGGAGGAGUGGGAGAGGGAGCUGGCUGCAAUGAAGGGGGAGGUGGCUGAACAGAAGGGCGUUGUAGCAGAGCAGCUGGAUGAGGUGAAGGGGGAGUUGGGUGCGCACAAGCAGUCAACUGCACUGCAGCUGGAGGAGGCUGAGAGAAGAGGAAUGGAGAUGCGAGGGCAGGCGGAGGAGAGGGAGAGGGAGCUGGCAGAAGAGUUGGCAGCAGUGAAGGGGGAGCUGGCGGAACACAAGGGCGCUGUGGCAGAGGAGCUGGGUGUUGCUGAGAGAAGGGAAUCUGAAUUUAGGAAGCUUAUAGAGGAGGCAAGAAACAGAGAGUUUGAAAUGAGAGCUGUGCUGGAAAGGGAGAGGGGGGAGAAGAGGAGGAAGGAGGAGGAGGAGGAAUUGGCAGCCUGUAGGAAUCGGUUGAAUGUUGAUGUGGAAAUCAGCCAGAGUGCAGGCAAUCGGAAGACAGCAUGGGAGGUGAGCAUUCUGUGA
Messenger RNA from Closterium sp. Naga37s-1, 1011 nucleotides. Lineage: Eukaryota; Viridiplantae; Streptophyta; Zygnematophyceae; Desmidiales; Closteriaceae. The record is from the annotation of a GenBank genome assembly.